AUGAAAACUAUUGACUGGAAAGCGGUCUACCGUGACAAGAAUCUAUUAUCUCAGUAUGCAGUGAAUGUGUUUAACAGAUUCCAAGAACUCUUUCACUACGACCCAGAGAACUCUCAGUUAGAUUCAAGGAACACAGACCUGAUCUAUGGAAACUUGAUUAAAGCCAAUGAGGAGGUGGCUCUAUCUACACUCCCCCAAAAACCAAAAUCACAAAGAAGUCCCAUUUCUUUCUUUUCAUUUUCUAUUCAUUCAAUUUUUUCUUUCUUUCUUUCUUUCUUUCUUUCUUUCUUUCUCUCUUUCUUUCUUUCUUUCUUUCUUUCUUUCUUUCUUAUUAUUCUAGAUUUCUCGCUUUUUAUUUUUUUCUUUACAUUUUCCUUUCAUUCAAAUUCUUUCUUUCUUUCUUUCUUUCUUUCUUUCUUUCUUUCUUUCUUUCUUUCUUAUUAUUCUAGUUUCUCUUUUUUAUUCCAGAUUUCUUUCUUUUCCUUUUCUAUUCAUUCAAUUUUUUCUUUCUUUCUUUCUUUCUUUCUUUCUUUCUUUCUUUCUUUCUUUCUUUCUAGGUUUCUUUCUUUCUUUCUUUCUUAUUAUUCUAGCUUUCUCGCUUUUUAUUCGUUUUUCAUUUCUUUCUUUUCCUUUUCUAUUCAUUCAAUUUUUUCUUUCUUUCUUUCUUUCUUUCUUUCUUUCUUUCUUUCUUUCUUUCUUAUUAUUCUAGCUUUCUCGCUUUUUAUUCGUUUUUCGUUUCAUUUUUCCAUUCUUUUCUUUUUUUUCUUUCUUUCUUUCUUUCUUUCUCAUUAUUCUAGGUUUUUUUUUUUAUUCCAGAUUUCUUUCUUUUCUUUUUCUAUUCAUUCAAUUUUUUCUUUCUUUCUUUCUUUCUUUCUUUCUUUCUUUCUUUCUUAUUAUUCUAGCUUUCUCGCUUUUUAUUCGUUUUUCGUUUCAUUUUUCCAUUCAUUCUUUCUUUCUUUCUUUCUUUCUUUCUUUCUUUCUUUCUUUCUUUCUUUCUUUCUCAUUAUUCUAGGUUUCUCUUUUUUAUUCCAGAUUUCUUUCUUUUCCUUUUCUAUUCAUUCAAUUUUUUCUUUCUUUCUUUCUUUCUUUCUUUCUUUUUUCUUUCUUUUCUUUUCUUUCUUUUCUUUCUUUCUUAUUAUUCUAGCUUUCUCCUUUUUAUUCGUUUUCGUUUCAUUUUCCAUUCUUUUUUCUUUCUUUCUUUUUCUUUCUUUCUUUUCUUUCUUUCUUUCUUUCUUUCUCAUUAUUCUAGCUUUUCGCUUUUUAUUCGUUUUUCGUUUCAUUUUUCCAUUCUUUUCUUUCUUUCUUUCUUUCUUUCUUUCUUUCUUUCUUUCUUUCUUUCAUUAUUCUAGGUUUCUCUUUUUUAUUCCAGAUUUCUUUCUUUUCCUUUUCUAUUCAUUCAAUUUUUUUUCUUUCUUUCUUUUUCUUUCUUUUCUUUCUUUUCUUUCUUUCUUUCUUAUUAUUCUAGCUUUCUCGCUUUUUAUUCGUUUUCGUUCAUUUUCCAUUUUCCUUUCUUUCUUUCUUUCUUUCUUUCUUUCUUUCUUUCUUUCUUUCUUUCUUUCUCAUUAUUCUAGGUUUUCUUUUUAUUCCAGAUUUUUUCUUUUCAUUUUCUAUUCAUUCAAUUUUUUCUUUCUUUCUUUCUUUCUUUCUUUCUUUCUUUCUUUCUUUCUUUCUUUCUUUAUUCUUUGUAUUCAUUCAUUCAAAAGGACGGUCUAA
Molecule: messenger RNA, 1713 nt
Organism: Acanthosepion pharaonis
Lineage: Eukaryota; Metazoa; Mollusca; Cephalopoda; Sepiida; Sepiidae
Source: the annotation of a GenBank genome assembly